AUGUUUUCUCGAGCUCUGCAGCGUAUACGGACUAUCGGUGCUGUAUUUUUUCAUCACUUUGGAUUGCAUUGUGCGACUCACCAAAUCAGAAUAAUCCUCGUGUCCUGCGUGGUUAUUACAUCCCUCUUCUACCCGGCCCUCGACCUAUACUAUAGCUCCUCCUCUCACGUUCCCUAUCUCUCAUAUCUCUCCUAUGUACCAUCUCUAUCACCAUUUACGUUGCCGACCGACUCUCGGACCACUACACCACUGGCUAGCCACGUAACGGACUUGGACAGUAUAUGGACGCCUCACCCAUCACUACGUACUCAGGACGACGCCGUCUCCCGAGCACAGUGUCGAUCAGGCUCGUCGAUUCGGGUUGAGCGUAUUCUAAUCCAAGGCGGGACGGCAUCCAAUGAAAACAUCGAUUCCCAUCUGAAUAACAAGAUACUUCUCGAAACUUUCGACAUCGAAGCAAGAUUAGGCAAGAGACUUUCCGAGCAAGGGAUGAACUGUCUAAAGCAAGAGCGUGGUGAAUGCCUUGUCAUUAGCCCUUUGCUGUUUUGGGACUACGACCUUUCGUCUCUGGAAUCUGAAAUGGAUAUCAUUCAAGCACUCAGCACGUCUCAAAAUGUUACUGUAUCCGGUGUGCUUGUGACUCCUCGUAUGAUCUUAGCUGGCCGCGGAACCUUGGACGAGUCUACGGAGGAAGACAGUUACGACUUCGACUUUGCGGAUUAUUUAGUCGUCACAUACCUCUUCCCGGAGUCAGACUGCCUUGGCAAUACGGAGCACGCCUCUUGGAAAGACCUCCUCAGCGCUGCCACCACGGACCUUGCAGAUAUCACUUUUCAGGAUGCUGAACCUGAAUUACUCGCUUUACAAUAUCAGCCCUCGCACGAGCCAACAGCAAAAACUUUCUCCAUCAUCUCCACGUUUACAUACCUCGCAUACGCCUUCUUUUUCACUUACGUGACAUGGUCGAUGAGACGGAUGCAUCGUGUCCAUUCAAGGAUUGGUUUGACUUUUACUGCACUUGUAGAAAUCACAGUGAGUACCAUAACGAGUUUGAGCGUCUGUGCGUUGGUUGGUUUCAAGGUGACAAUGGUCCCAUGGGAACUAUUGCCCAUCGUUAUUGUAUUCCUUGGGGCGGAGAACAUGUUUAACCUCGUCGAUGCCGUAACGAAAACAUCGAUUACCCUAGCCGUGAAGGAUCGCAUCGCUGAAGGUCUGGCUCUCGCCGGUACUUCUAACACAUUGAAAGUCGUUUCGUACAACGCGAUCCUCGGAGUCAUUGCCGUCUUCUCCUUUGGUGCCAUUCGACAAUUCUGUGUCUUCGCCAUCGUAGUUCUUGUUGCACAUUGGUUUUUGGCGCACACAUUCUUCCUCGCAGUCCUCUCCAUUGAUAUCCAGAGGCUAGGUCUCGAUGAACUCCUGAAACAAGGAACGGGCUCGACGCCCGCAACUGUCAGCCCCUCAGACGAGCGGAGAGCGGUUAUCCGUCGAACAAAGUGGCAGACUCUUGUCACUCACAUUCAGAAUGCCCUUAAAGGGCGUGCCCGCACAAAUCUCAGUUUGUUCCUGCUCCUUGCAAUCACGGCUGCGCUGUACUCCGCGACUUAUUCGUCGUCGACCCCUUCAUCCGUCGGGAACCCCAAACCUCGUCGAUCACAGGCAUUGGCACGAAACAGGGACGCUCCCUCGCAAUCUCAAACUUCGCAUAGUCCGGCGCAUGAUCUGUGGCAUGUUCUCAGCCCAAACGGAGAUCAGCUACUCCACCUGCGAAUCGAGAGUCCAACAAUCAUGUCUAUCAAGCCUUUUGUGUCGGACGUCGGUCCUGAGCCCGGAACUGGACCCAGGCGCACCGUCUCCGCCGACAGUGUGCGAAGAACAAGGUCGCGAUUAAAUACCAAGUCUUUGUUUUGGUUUUUGAAGAUCGUUCUGCUGCCUAUCUCGGCCACCACAGGGGCCUUGUACCUGCUGCUUCUUUAUCUGCUUAAAGACGCAGAACUCCUCGAGGCCCAAAGACACCGCGACGAGGCUUCCUCGAAUAAAACCACCAAAGAGGCACCGAAAUCGUUGGACGGCCAGAUCAGCUUCGACACAUUACCCAGGGGCGUGGAGGGAGAUAUCGAUCUUGUUGCCGCCACAAAAGAUGGAAGGCUUAUCGUCUGUGUCAGUGUGCAGAAUGAGGUGGCUUUAUGGUGGAAACCAAGGGCUUCAACAGGUGUGGGCGAAAUGGAAACAGACCACGAAGAUGAAUGGCUAUACUCAACUAUCGACACUGGAGAUUUGCUGCUGAGGGCCAAAGCGACUUCAGGCUUUUCUGGAAGUCGUCCUCAAGUUGCAAUAGUCACUGUGGCCGUUACUGCAGACGCAAGCCUCUUUGCUCUUGGGACCUCAGUUGGGGUCAUCGGCGUAUGGGAGGUUGGCUGGUCAACGGAUGGGACCACCGUCAAUACCCAGCCGCUAUCGCACUUGUCACCGUCUCAGGGCACCCCCGCUGUUGUCAAAACAACGUUUGUACACAGUGCACUGUCCCCCGGCAGGAACACACCGCUUCCCUCGUUACUGGUCGUCUACAGCGAUCACCAAGUUGAUGAAUGGCGUAUAGGCUCAUCCUCGCAACCCCUUCCCAUCAGACCAAGAAGCGAUGGCUUGCUCCUCAAGUCAAUGUUUACGCACGUCUACCCCGAUGAUCGUAUACUGGUGAUUUUUUGCAUGGACCAAGGUCGGGUCGAGUUGGCCGAAGUUGGCACUUCAUAUCCACUCCUCCCUACUUCUGUUGUUCUUAGCCUAGGGGACACUUCAGAUCAGAUCGUCGUCGCCCAUGCCAGUCGGGUCGAGUUAGGCGGGUCAUCACGUCUUGUCUUAGGGAUCGCCACGUCCUCCGGCUCGAUAUCACUAUGGGAUGCCACCUUGGGUACAUGCAUAACGACCUUCGACGACUUAUGUGGGAGCAUCAAUAACCUCAAGAUCUCGCCAGUGAACCCCGAACGAUGUGAGCUCUGCACCGAAGUCGCACCAGAAAGCUUCUCCGUCACUUUUUCCGUCGGUCAGGUUGUCCAAUUCUUCCGCAUAUAUCUCCCAGGGGAUGCUAACCAUCGUUGUUCUUGUUCCCGGACCCGGGGUGUCUCUGCUUGGGACAACACAUUACUCGGGCGUCGGUCGAGGAGCAGCAGUGUGUCAUCCUUGCCCGGCAGCUUAGUGGGCAACAGUGGUUUAAAAUCGAAUGGCGGGUCUCCGCUAGCGUCUCGCGCGAGAUUAGCGACAUCGUAUGAAGCCGCCCCUUUCCCUGUCUCGGGUCAUGGCAUUCACUCAAGAAGAGCAUCAGAAAAGGAUAGGGACUCGUCGAGACGACUAUCUGACAUAUUAACGGUCCCCAUCCCCUUCGAUAACUUCGACAGCCAGGGCACUGGCGACAGCGUAUCCCCAUGCACAACUCCCCCCGCAUUUUCAUGGCACGGUGCUACUCUAGUGCGAGCAUUCGCAGAUAUUAUGUGCGAGAGAGGCGGAUGGGACGUCCUGGACGGCCGAAUCGCUGGUAUUCGAAGGAGAGCAAGACUUGGGAAUGUCUCGACAAACACAUCUUUGACGCCGUCCCUCACAGGGCUGUCGGCGGCCACCCUUGAACGGUGGGAGGUAUGGGUGUUAGACCCCUCGCAUUCCAACAUGCGAUCCUCCCCACUGGUGGCGCUUGCAACGCCUAUAAAAUCACCAGAUUCACCCCGAAGUCCAGGGCAAGCACCUCGUUUGCCGUUUACUAGGGUAUCACCGUUCAUAUCUAUCCGUUCGUACGGCCUAGCUGGCUUCGGCAAUACGCUCGGUUUACUUGAUUUCUCAUCGUUUCGCUGUUGA
This is a messenger RNA of Pleurotus ostreatus (oyster mushroom), 3840 nucleotides long. RefSeq lists its product as uncharacterized. Gene Ontology annotation, cellular component: Golgi membrane; endoplasmic reticulum membrane. Gene Ontology annotation, biological process: SREBP signaling pathway. The transcript is spliced from 6 exons. Gene Ontology annotation, molecular function: sterol binding; protein binding. Lineage: Eukaryota; Fungi; Basidiomycota; Agaricomycetes; Agaricales; Pleurotaceae. Bases 1 to 3840 code for a protein of 1279 amino acids. The record is from RefSeq and is a predicted model, not a curated record.